Messenger RNA from Xenopus laevis (African clawed frog), 4188 nucleotides. RefSeq names its product amyloid beta (A4) precursor-like protein 2 L homeolog (gene aplp2.L). Gene Ontology annotation, molecular function: heparin binding; transition metal ion binding; serine-type endopeptidase inhibitor activity. The transcript is spliced from 19 exons. Gene Ontology annotation, biological process: axonogenesis; central nervous system development. NCBI's taxonomy places the organism in Eukaryota, Metazoa, Chordata, Amphibia, Anura, Pipidae. The record is from RefSeq and is a predicted model, not a curated record. Gene Ontology annotation, cellular component: membrane. The coding region runs from base 329 to 2458 and encodes 709 amino acids.
CUGCGGUUGGGUAAGGUUCUUCAGUCUGGUAUCAGAAGCGCAGGAGAGAGGAGUUGGUGAGCGUGGGAAACAUUGACAUGGGGACCUCACCUACGCUUUUCGCUAUGAUAGCUGGAAUAUUAGUCCCAGCACUUGCCGGUUAUAUCGAGUAAUUCAUACAGGGUCGGACUGAGGGCCCGGGGGUCCACCGGGCUGCUGUUGCAGGUCCCCUAACCUCCAGGUCCUAUGCGGAGCUGGCCCCCACCUCCAGGUCACCUGUGGAGCCACCCCCCCGGCACUGGCAGCCAAUGCUGGAACAGGCUUUGCUGUGGCAGAGCCACAAGUGGCUAUGUUUUGUGGCAAAUUAAACAUGCAUGUUAACAUUCAGACUGGAAAAUGGGAACCUGACCCUUCUGGGACCAAAAGCUGCAUUGGCACCAAGGAAGAAGUUCUCCACUACUGUCAAGAGGUUUAUUCUGAUCUUCAAAUAACCAAUGUAGUAGAAGCAAAUCAGCCGGUUAGCAUUGAUAACUGGUGCAAGAAGGGAAAAAAACAAUGCAAGGGUCAUUCUCACAUUGUUGUUCCAUUCAAGUGUCUAGUUGGUGUGUUUAGCGGUGUGAUGUUUGUUCCAGAGAAGUGCAAGUUCUUUUACAAAGAAAGUGUGGAAGUAUGUGAGGGUCAACAACACUGGCAUAAUGUAGCCAAAGAGGCUUGUAUGACAGAGGUUAUGGUCCUCCACAGUUAUGGCAUGUUGCUACCAUGUGCUGUGGACAAGUUCAAUGGGGCUGAGUAUGUCUGCUGCCCUCAAACAAAGAUUCUAGAUGAAGCUCUAUCUAAGGAAGAAGAAGAGGAUGAUGAGGAAGAAGAUGAAGAUGAUUAUGAUCUUUACAAGAGCGAGUUCCCCACUGAGACUGAUGUAGAGGAUUUUACUGCAGCUGCGGAAGAAGAAGAAGAAACGGAAGAUGAAGUUGUAGAAGACCGUGACUAUUACUAUGACAAUUACAAAGAUGAGGACUACAAUGAUGAAAACCCAACAGAGCCUCCUAAUGAUCAACAACUGUCUGGAAAAGACAUAAUUACAGAUGUCAAAUCUGUCUGCUCGCAAGAGGCCAUUACAGGUCCCUGCCGGGCCAUGAUGCCACGCUGGUACUUCAACCUUGGCCAGAAAAAAUGUUUUCGGUUUAUAUAUGGAGGCUGUGGAGGCAACCGGAACAAUUUUGAGUCUGAGGACUAUUGCAUGGCCGUUUGUAAAGUAAUGAUUUCACAAACUCCAGCUCCUGCUGAUGAUGUGGAUGUGUAUUUUGAAACCCUAGCUGAUGAUAAUGAACAUGCACGAUUCCAGAAGGCUAAAGAACAACUAGAGGUUCGGCACCACAACCGUAUGGAACGAGUGAAAAAGGAAUGGGAAGAGGCUGAGAAUCAGGCCCAGAGUCUGCCAAAAGCUGAAAGACAGACUCUCAUACAGCAUUUCCAGGCCACAGUGAAAGCCCUUGAAAAGGAGGCAGCCAGUGAGAAACAGCAGCUGGUGGAGACUCACCUCGCCCGCGUAGAAGCCAUGCUUAAUGACAAGCGCCGCAACGCUCUGGAGAACUACCUCUCUGCAUUGCAGGCUGAUUCCCCUCGACCACAUCGCAUCCUUCAAGCCCUAAAACGCUAUGUAAGAGCGGAAAACAAAGACAGAUUGCACACCAUCCGUCAUUACCACCACGUACUUGCUGUAGAUCCAGAGAAGGCUGCACAGAUGAAGUCUCAGGUUAUGACCCAUCUCCAUGUUAUUGAAGAGAGAAUUAAUCAAAGCCUGGCUCUGCUUUACAAGGUUCCUUACGUUGCUGAUGAAAUUCAGGAUGAAAUAGAUGAAUUGUUCCAGGAGCAGCAAACUGAUAUGGAUCAGUUCACAACUUCUUUCUCAGAGUCCCAGGGCGAUGUAAGAGUGAGCUCAGAGGAGAGUGAAGAAAUUCUUCCAAAGGAUGGUAAAUCCUUCCACCCUUUCCAGGUGAAAACCUUCCCAUCAAUCUCAGAAUCUGAAGAAACACAACGGGAUUCCUACCUUCCAGUGAGAAAAGGCUCUGGCAUGGCUGAUCUUAACACUCUUAUUGGCGCGGAGGAGAAGAUUAUCAAUAGCAAGAGUAAAGCAGACCAGAAAGUGGUAAUUGAUGAAACCCUUGAUGUGAAGGAAAUGAUUUUCAAUGCAGAGAGAGUCAGUGGACUUGUGGAUGAGCCGGACACCGAUGGACCUCUACGGAAUGAGUUCAGUUUCAGCAGUGGAGCACUUAUUGGCCUCCUUGUUAUUGCUGUAGCUAUUGCUACAAUAAUUGUCAUCAGUCUUGUUCUGCUGAGGAAGAGGCAAUAUGGCACCAUAAGCCAUGGAAUUGUGGAGGUGGAUCCAAUGUUGACUCCUGAGGAACGUCACUUGAACAAGAUGCAGAAUCACGGAUAUGAAAACCCUACAUAUAAAUACUUGGAGCAGAUGCAGAUCUGAGUGAUGCAUACUUGGGGUGUGGGAUGGGUGGGUUAAUGACCCUGAUAGGGCAUGAAAUGGGAGGGGCCAAAGAAAAUGGGUGGGGUAUUGAUUUUCGUUUCACUGCUGACCAAUCAUUGCUUUUGAGAAGGAGGCUAUGCCUAUUCCUUUAGGCACUCCUGGACUCUUAAUCACUCCUGAUAGUACAUUUUCCAUUCCUAUAAACGGGUGACAGAGUAGAGACUUGCGGAGUCUAUGGUAAAUAUUUUACUGCUGAUCUUUUAAGGUGUAGGGGUUUUUUCUUUGUCAUUAAUCAUAUAAUUAACAAUCCAGAUGACAUUGUGACUCCUGCAAACAAUAUAAAUAUAUAUAAAUAUGUAUGUAAAUGGGGGGAAAGUUAAUUUUAAUAAGGUUUCUGGUUCCAGUAGAAUGUUUCUUUAUGCAGCAUCUUUCUGUCCUGCUGGUUUAUUGAAGAUGAGAUGAACUACAAAACAAGACUAUUUUGAACAAAGAUGGAUUGGGAAAGUAGCUGUCGGCUUGCGUUUGAGUUACUGUACAAAAAAACAUUGCAAGCCAAUCAUAAGCAGAGGCCUUGCUAUGCUAUUUACAUGGGAUGUACGGUCAAAAAAUAAAUUCUAGGAUAUCCUCUCAGAAUAACUCUCUCUCUAAUAGCUUUAGGGGUGUUUGUUUCUCAUUCGCCACAGGCAUUGGGCUCAGUGAGAAACAGAAACCUCCUCCUGGUUUCAGGCAGAUCAAGUGGUCUGAAGUGUGACAAUCUGCAGAUCCCUUCUAAGGUGGGCAGCCUCUAAAAUAAUAUUUGCCAAUGGGUCUGAGAGCAAGUGGAAUCCUUGGGGAGAGCAAUACAGAAGUUUGUGGAGUUUUUUUUUUUUUUUUUUUUUUCAAAAACAAUGGAGAAUUUUUAAAUGGAAGUAUUUUUUGUUUCUAUUUUCCCCGAGAGGGGAACCUAAAGGUUUUUAUUUUUUGACAUUACGUCCAAUUUAAGCAACUUUUUCACUAGGUAUAUCAAUCUGGUUGUUUUAGAUUCAGGUUGAGAAGAGCUGUCGUGUACUACUGAUCAUAUUGUAGAUAUUUUCCUGCUUGGGCCAGUGCGCUCUGUGUUUGUAGAAGACAGAACAGUCUACUCUUGGUCUUGACACCAGUGAGAGUGUUUUAGUAAAUUCAUAUUCCCACGUGGUACACCAGUUUAUCAGAUGGCAUUUUCCAUGCAUCAUAGCCAUACUGGUACCUUUGCACUUAACCCAUUAAUUGUCUUCAUGGUAGCAAAAACAAGAAUGUAUGAGUGUGUGCAACAAGCACUUGCAGCAUUCCAUUCCGUGGAACUGUCUGUCGGGCUUAGACCAUCAAUGAACUACCAUUUAAUAGGGAACAAGGGCCGGUAGUACUGCAGCCCAAGGGGCCCAUAGAACAAGGGACUGACAGCUUCCUAUUGAGUCAGAGCUGUCCUCCGAUCCCCACCCUGUCUGUAAUGCUUGUAAAUGUGAUGUUUGCUAUAACCGCAUCAUUUCAGAUUUAAUUCUUUUCUAAAUCUUAAGGUUCUGGUAACCUGUGGUGUUUGUCUUCCUAUAUAUUUUUCCAUAUUUUACUGUGAGUUUUUAAUUUGUUUUUUCUUUUGCCCGGAUUUCUUUUUUCGCACUAUGCACAGAUUUACCUUAUACCUGCAAGAUUCCUUUGUGUGUUGUGGGGAAUGUAAAAAUUGGAAAACAUGUCAAUAAAACACGAACUUCCAUAAA